AUGACGAGACCGUCCCCUGCAGUUGCGGCAUUCCGCCCGCUCUGGCGGCGGAAUUUUUCCGUGUCAACAUCUAAACGUGGGAUUGAUAAAGUAUGCCCCUCCGCGAACGAAGCCGUCCAGGACAUGAAGGGUUCCUCGACCCUCCUGGUUGGUGGUUUUGGCUUCUCCGGUGUUCCCAAUACCCUGAUCAAUGCGGUGCGUGAUCGUCCUGAGGUUAAGGGUCUUACGGUUGUUUCGAACAAUGCGGGCAUGCCCGGUGCUGGUCUCGGGCAAUUGCUCGAAACUGGUCAAAUCAGCAAGAUGAUUGCGUCCUUCAUUGGUGAAAACAAAGUCUUCGAGAAAAUGUAUCUCAGCGGCGACCUCUCCCUCGAACUCACUCCCCAAGGCAGCAUUGCAGAGAAGUGUGCCUCUGGUGCUGCCGGUGUCCCUGCAUUCUAUACACCUGCGGCUUACGGAACAAUCAUACAAACUGGUGAACUCCCCGUGCGUUAUAACAAGGACGGAACGGUUGCGGAAAAGUCCAAACCCAAGGAAACUCGUGUUUUCAACGGCAAGGAAUACGUUUUGGAAGAAGCUAUCUUCGGUGACUACGCACUGGUUAAGGUGCACAAGGCCGACAAACUGGGUAACUGCCAAUUCCGCAAGGCUAUGAACAACUUCAACGAGUCUAUGGCGAAGAACGCCAAGUUUACAAUUGUUGAAGCGGAACACGUUGUCGACGUCGGUGAAAUCGCUCCGGAAAAUGUCCACUUGCAAGGUAUCUAUGUCAACAAGGUCGUUCAGAGCACUGAGAAGACCAUGAUUGAGAAGGCUACCUUUGCCAAGGACCCCGCUGAGAUGCUCAAGGCUGGUUCUGGUGAUGCUACUGCCCGUCGGGAACGUAUCGUCAAGCGUGCGGCUAAGGAAUUCAAGGAUGGAAUGUAUGUUAACCUUGGUAUUGGUAUGCCUUUGAUUGCUCCUUCAUAUCUCCCUGAGGGUGUCGAGGUUGUCCUUCAAGCCGAGAACGGUAUCCUGGGUCUGGGUGGCUACCCCCAGCCCGGUGAGGAGGACCCCGACCUGAUCAACCCUGGCAAGGAGACUGUCACUUUGGGCACUGGUGCUUCGCUUUUCGGCUCUCAUGAGAGUUUCGGUAUGAUUCGCGCUGGUCGUAUUGAUCUCACUAUGCUUGGUGCUCUGCAGGUCAGCCAGUACGGAGACCUCGCCAACUUCAUGCUCCCCGGUAAGGUCAAGGGUGUCGGUGGCGCCAUGGAUCUGGUCGCCAACCCCGAGAAGACCCGGGUCGUUGUGACCAUGGAACACGUCGACAAGAAGGGUAACCCCAAGAUCCUCCCUGAAUGCUCCUUCCCUCUUACUGGUCCCCGCUGCGUGUGGAAGAUCAUCACCGACCUGGCUGUCUUCAACGUCAGCCCUACUGAGGGGUUGACUCUCGUCGAGCAUGCUGAGGGUGUCUCGGUUGAUGAGAUCCGCAGCAAGACUGCUGCUCCUUUCAAGGUUGCCGAUGACUUGAAGCCUAUGCUGUAA
Messenger RNA from Aspergillus chevalieri, 1521 nucleotides. Its product is annotated as 3-oxoacid CoA-transferase. Gene Ontology annotation, biological process: ketone body catabolic process. NCBI's taxonomy places the organism in Eukaryota, Fungi, Ascomycota, Eurotiomycetes, Eurotiales, Aspergillaceae. The transcript is spliced from 4 exons. Bases 1 to 1521 code for a protein of 506 amino acids. The record is from RefSeq and is a predicted model, not a curated record. Gene Ontology annotation, molecular function: succinyl-CoA:3-oxo-acid CoA-transferase activity.